UCCAUAGAGCUUCCAAUCCGCUCUCCCUAGCUGUAGUUUAUUUGUAUUGUUUAGUACCGAUAACUCCUUAUUUAAUAAAGACAUCCGACUCAUCAGCAACAAGUAAAGGCUGCAUUGGCAGCCAAUAGCCUAUAUUCCACAUUUAUUGACAAAAGUACUUUAGUGUUAAGCGGACUCUCGACUUGAGUCGUUAAUCAAGUCAUAAAGCCUUUACGUGCCGUUUCCUGUACAAUUUUUUCUACGUGGUUAUUUAUAAUUAAUGAUCCCUUGUGACGCACUUUCUGCAUAUUACGCUGAGCUUUGCAUCCAUAUUCCUAAUAAAUUAGCUCUGGACUUCAACGGUGAGCAGAUACCAAAGCAGAUCUUUAAACCAUGCCGCAAAUACCUGUAUCCUUCUGCAAGGAGGAAAGGAUCUGGAGUGGGCCGACGGAGAAUUCAAUAUUCAAGGAAGAUGCUUCAUUGGGCGCAAUCAUAUUCAACAAUAUGAAAAACUGGCCCAAUAACGUCUGCCAAAUAUGGGAUAGCACCGGAGAGGAAAUAACCUUCGGCCAAGUGCUCACCUGGGCCAUUCGUAUUGCCCAGUUCUUCAAGAAACGCGGUCUUAACCACAAGGACAUCAUUGGAAUAGCCGCCGAGAAUUCCAAGUACUUGAUGUCCUUGGGAGUGGCCUGCACGAUGAACGGAACCCCGUUCCAUUCACCCCAUCAAAUGCUGAGCGAGGACACAGUAAGACACGAGUUAUCCAUUACCAAACCAGCUCUGAUAUUCUGCGAUGGAAAUGUCUAUGAGAAAGUCCGUUCAGCAACCUCUGGGUGGCAGCCAGAGUUCUUCACACUGACCGAUCACCGCGAAGGAGUGCCGAGCAUCGAGUCACUCUUGGAACCCACUUCAACCGAAGAUUCUUACAGGCCCGAACAGCUGAAGGAAGGCGGUGGUCAGACGGUGGCCAUCCUGUGCUCCUCGGGAACGACUGGUCUGCCCAAGGCGGUCUGUAUAGCCAACUGCAGGCUGAUUCCAACAGCAACUAGAACCGUGAAUGGCAACUCCACAUAUUUCGCCUUCACCGCUCUGCACUGGAUCUCAGGACUGUUGUCCUUCGCCCACAACGCAGUACUGGGGCUAACCCGCAUUAUGAGUCCGGAGCCAUUUAAUCCUGAGAACCUCUUGCGGCUUCUGAAGAAAUACAAGAUCGACGUAUUAUCCUUAAUGCCUCGGCAUAUCAAUGUGCUGAUUACACAUCCGAAUGCCACCUUAGAAGCCUUUUCCUCGCUACGCGUCGUGAUCUUCGGUGGCGGAUUCACUGCCACCUCCACUCUGGAGCGAUUUCAGAAACUCUGUCCCAACGCCGAGCUUGUGCACUCCUUUGCAAUGACAGAGGCGGGUCAAGUAGCACUAGGGUUCGGUAUCGAGAGUGGCAACAGUGUGGGCAGGCCUUAUCCAGGUGUAAAAGUUCGCAUCGUGGGCGACAACGGAGAGAACCUGGGACACAACGAGCUGGGAGAGAUCUAUGCGCUUACGGGUCGAGUGUGGAAUGGAUACUACGGGAAUCCCGAGGCGACGGAGAGCCUACAGGACGCGGAGGGCUGGUUCCACACCGGCGACCUGGGAUACUUCGACGAGCAGAACCUGCUCUAUGUAGUGGACCGCUGCAAGGACAAUCUCAAAUACCAGAGCAUUCACUACUGGCCGAGCGAAAUCGAAAGCGUAAUAUCAGAGCUCGACGAGGUGCAGGAGGUUUGCGUGGUUGGCGUUCCCAAUAAACUCACCGACGACGAUGCUGGUGCCCUGGUUGUCAGGUGCAAGGGAUCGACCAUUAGUUCUCAGGAUAUCGUGGAUCACGUGGCUAGGCGGCUGACUGCGGUGCACCAUCAGCUUCACGCUGGGGUCCAAUUCACGGACUCCAUCCCUGUAAACUCCAAUGGGAAAAUGGUUCGCAGAGCCGCACGCGACCUGUUUAUGGCCAAAAAAGCUGUUAGCCAAUAGAAAUAUUGGUUUCGCUGAACCAAAUCAAUAGAAAAUACAUGUGAUAUCCCGGUGCACUCAAGGAAUAUUACCUUAAUAUCAAGGUGACAAAGAUACCACUCGUACUUUAUUUUUGGCGACAGUCAUAAGACCUUUCGAUUAUCAUGAAAUACCAAAACAAAUGCUAUUUUUGAAGCCGUAAAAUUUGUUAUUCUUCCUGCUAGGAGUACGUCGCAUAUAUAGAUAUGGAAAACUACUGACAACACUGAACCUUAUCGAGUUAUCGUCUUAUUAGCUGAAUUUUUGCCAAUAAACAAGUCGCGCGACAACCUGGACUCCGGCACGGUGUUAAUGGACUCUGGGCCAUCGCCAGACCAUAUGAUCCACAAUCUCCUUUCAUGUUUUCGCUGACAGAGCCAAAAAUAUUCCUAUUCUAAGACCAAGAUAACCAUUUCUUAAAUUAAAAACGCUUGAAUUAUUAAUAUUUAGUUUUAAGACAGAUAUGAAAAUUUAAAAAUUAACCCGUUGUGACUAUCGCACUAAUUUAUAGGAUU
Molecule: messenger RNA, 2516 nt
Organism: Drosophila kikkawai
Lineage: Eukaryota; Metazoa; Arthropoda; Insecta; Diptera; Drosophilidae
Biological process (GO): fatty-acyl-CoA biosynthetic process; long-chain fatty acid metabolic process
Molecular function (GO): long-chain fatty acid-CoA ligase activity
Source: RefSeq, a predicted model, not a curated record